AUGGCGUGGGGAGAAUUGAUGAGCAGUGACGAUGAAUUCCCAGACCUACAAGCGGUCGCUAAGCGCGUCCGACAGCCAAAGCUGCCAGCAGCACAUCAAGGGCCAGCCGCAGCUAGAAAGGAGGCGAUGCCGGCAGAAAACAGCAAACCCACCAUCAGAAGGCUUGUCAAGCCUUCGUUGUCGGCCUCUUUGACAAAUGGAACGCCACUACGUCGUCGGAAACUUGGCGAUUCCGAAACACUCGACAAUCCGCUCUUUCGAAAAUGGAGUGAGGACCUCACAGAGCCCAAGACCAGGACGUCUCGAGUCUCCAGUCGAGAAACCAGACCAAAGACACUGGGAACUUGUAGAGCAGAGCAUGUAGAUUCCGACAAAUCAUCCGAAGAGUCAGAUGAUGAUGUGUUGGUGCGGCGAAGGCAGCCAACGAGGACACGAAAGCCACAAAGAGAGAGCGCUGAUAGCUUGAUCAAGACGGAGGCUGUUUUAUUUGUUACCCAGCUGGACGACGAAGGCAGGUCCGUGGAGGAGACGCUCGAGAUCUCCGCCAUCAUCUCCGAGGGUGGUGAGCAGUCCAGCGACGAUGAGGAGUCUGAAUUUGUAACAGCCUUGUCAGAAGGUCUAGAGUCUAAUUCUGACUCCGACUCCGAAUACCAGUCGCCUGGAGGAUCCGAUGUCUCAUCUGAGGCAAGCCGACCGAGCAGCCCCAGCACGCGGGUACUGGCGACUACUGUUCGACUGCCACCUCCGCAAGACCGCCCUAAGAGGGUUAUGCCGCCGACCAAGGCUGCACGGGAGAAAGACCUAGAGGACACCGAUGACGAUCAGAAACCAGCCAGGCCAAGGACACCGCCUAAAAGAAAUUCGAGACCGACGUAUGCCACAGCCGAAGAUAUCGAGAACCACUUUCAAAAGCUCCGGCUCUACACCAAUGAGCUGGAUGAUUCAACAGAAACAAAGCCCGGAACACAACUAGAGCCGGUAACCCCUAGAAAGACGCUACAGGCAUCGCCAACAAAGGCACCGAAGAUCCCCCCUUCGCCAUGGAAAGCUGAACAUAAGGAGUUUUGGGACGUUGGAAUCCAGAACGAAUGGAUAGAUCGGCACUCACCUCCCAAGCGCAGUCCCCAAAAGCUCAACCUUACUGCAGGUACCGAUAGGAAGGGUACAUUGAAGCAGAAAUACGGCACAAGCCCCGAGAAGAAAACAGCCAAGAAGGUGUUCGAACAGGUUAGGGAGAAGAUGGCGCAUGAUUUUCUCCACGAGCUCGAUGAGUGUGUUACCUCUGGGCAGCUGUCACAACUCACCGCCGCCACCGGCGGGCUUCAGACCAAGUGGUCCAAUUCCCUGCAGACCACAGCCGGCAGGGCCCACUGGAAGUGCAAAGAAGUGACCACCAAGACCCAGCAGCCUGAUGGCGAGGUUAAGUCGACCAAGGAGCGCCAGCACGAGGGCUGGAUCGAGUUGGCGGCCAAAGUCCUCAACAACGAGGACGACCUAAUGAACACGGUGGCACAUGAAUUUUGCCAUCUCGCUGUUUUCAUGCUCAACGGCAAGCCCAAAUUCGCCCACGGUGCCGAAUUCAAGGCGUGGGGCCAAAAGUGCAUGGAUACAUUUCACGCCCGAGGCAUCGUUGUCACCACCAAGCACAACUACGAAAUCGACUUCAAGUUCAUAUGGCGUUGCGCCGACUGCGGCUGUGAGGUGAAGCGGCAUUCGAAGAGCGUCAACCCCGAGAAGCAACGAUGUGGACGAUGCCGCGGAAUCUUGGAACAGGUUAAGCCGGUUCCGAGGGCCAAUGGCAAGGGGCGAACUGCCUAUCAGGAGUUUGUGAGCAGGGAGAUGAAGGAUCUCAAGGCCGGAGGCAAGGCGCUGCCCUUCAAGGAGAUGAUGGCAAUCGUAUCAGCACGAUGGAAGGCACAGCAAGAACAAACCAUAGUCGGCCCGAGUGACAAAGAGCUCCAAGCCUUGGAGCAGGAGCUCGAGGGUCUCUUGGUUACAGACCUCACUUCAGAUUGA
Molecule: messenger RNA, 2016 nt
Organism: Pestalotiopsis fici W106-1
Lineage: Eukaryota; Fungi; Ascomycota; Sordariomycetes; Amphisphaeriales; Sporocadaceae
Exons: 1
Coding region: 1-2016 (671 amino acids)
Cellular component (GO): nucleus
Source: RefSeq, a predicted model, not a curated record